GGUAGCACCUCGAACGUCCACACAUUCCAUUGGAUCACAUCACAUUCUCGUCCUAUGGCGUCCGAGAAUUACAAACCCAUCCAUUUAUAUUCAAAUUCGUAUGAAUCGUUCUCGUAUAGAGAUUCAAUCUGUCAAAAAUAGCUGUCAACAGUGGGGAAGUGAACACCAUUUUCUACCAUUUGGAAGACUAUUUGGACGAUAGAGAUGGGAUCUGGUCAAAGUGCGACCAGGAAAGUGUCUUUUGGAGUGGAUGAUGAGGACAGAGUACGGGUUCUUCGUGGAGUAAAGCUGUCAGAGGAUGUUCUCCAGAGGAUGAGGGGAGCAGGUCCUGCCAACCAAACAGCAGACCUCAAACCACCGCCCCCCACCAGCCCCACGAAAGAAAGUCCCCCUCCCUCUCCCCGUCCAUCGCCAACCCAGCAGCAGCGCCAACCCGGGCCUCAGCCCAGUCCACAGACAGCCCACUCUGACACCAAGGAGGAGCUCAAGAAGAGGUAUGAGCGGCAGCAAACAGUGGUUCAGGAGGAGUUAACGAAGGUGGCCCGGUGGGAGAGAGAGGCAGCCAGGACAGAGAUGAGCAAAGCACUGUACAGAGAGAGGCUUCAAUCAUGCCAGGAGAGGGAAAAGACCAAACUACUACCUGCUGAAGAGGUGGAUGCCUGGGCUAAACAGUUGGAGAAGAAGGAGGCAGAGCUGAAAGCACUGGAUGCCUUUUUCAAGGAGCAGUUGGCACAACUGGAGAAGAGGAAUUUGGAUCGAUACAAGCAAACCGAGAAACAGUUCCACGACCAAGCCACAAAAUCCGAAGCUCUUGUAAAAGCAAGGAACACCGAGCCUGUGUGCAUCAACCUGCAGUCCCAGAUCCUCAACUGCUACAAGGAGAACCGGGAGCAGACAUUGCAAUGCUCAGACCUGGCCAAAACGUACAUGCAGUGCAUCGACGCAGCCAAGAAGAACCUGCUGGUAAACCAUGGAUGAAGAGCAGUGGAGAAGGCUGAAUGAAACUCAUGUCCAGGAACAGAUUUACUGCAGCACAAGACUGGCACUUCCAAACUUCUCGCUGAUUCAUAUUUAGGGGCAAAGAGCUGCUUUGGUGUUAGCAUAAUGCCUUUUAUACAUUGUUUUAAUCAUUUUAUCUUCAUUUUGAAGUUGCACUACGUAGACGCUACUGUACAUUUUUACAGGGUAAAAUAGAUAUUUGAAAGAGGACUGACUGAAGAUGGUUUUAAGUUGUAUUUUUUAACAAUAUACUCAGGACUUCCUGACCAUUUAUCAGGUUUCUAUCAUAUCCAUUCCAUUAUUUCAUCAAUUAAACCAUAUCCCUAUGCUGA
This is a messenger RNA of Salmo salar (Atlantic salmon), 1331 nucleotides long. RefSeq names its product coiled-coil-helix-coiled-coil-helix domain containing 6a (gene chchd6a). The record is from RefSeq and is a predicted model, not a curated record. Lineage: Eukaryota; Metazoa; Chordata; Actinopteri; Salmoniformes; Salmonidae. Gene Ontology annotation, cellular component: mitochondrion; MICOS complex.